Cylindrotheca closterium is the source of this 1422-nucleotide messenger RNA. NCBI's taxonomy places the organism in Eukaryota, Bacillariophyta, Bacillariophyceae, Bacillariales, Bacillariaceae. The record is from the annotation of a GenBank genome assembly.
AUGUCUAGAUUAUUGGCUUUCCUCUUACUCAGUCGCUUUGCGGCUGGUGCCAGGAUUCUUGCCGAGAGCGAUUCCAAACUCCCCAUGAGUCUUUCCACUGUUAUUUCCGACUUGGAAGCUGAAGAUAUCAAGGCGCUUGGGACUGCUUGCUUCCUCACCAGCCGUAGUGUUUCGAAGGCAAAGAAGGCAGAAAUUUUCGGAUUGGAGGAUUUGACAACAACUGCUUUUGGAACAGACUCUGGGUUGUGCAUGGCUCUUUCUCCCAUUUCGAUUCCUGAGGUUGCUUCAACUGCAGCGGCAUGUGGAGGUAAUGUCCUAUUCUACGCUAGUGAAGAGGAUCUGCUUCGGGGAGAAGGGCUCUUUGAUACUCUCGGACCUGCAAUGGAACGAAUCUUGAGCGGGGAUUUUGGAUCUACUUCUUCACUUUUCGUGGUUGCCGAUGAUCCAGUGAGCGCAAAGGCUAAGCUUGAAGAAGCAGCGUCUGGUGUCCUUUCAAAUCUCGUGUCACCAAAAAAGAAGGUUGCACUAUUGGGCGAUGUAUUCGCGAAGGUAGAAUACGUCAAAAAUGUAGAGGAAGCUAUGGCCCUUUGUGAAACCACAAAUGAACCAGCUGUGGAGCAGGCAACAAUCGCAUCAGCAGUGGCUGCUGACUUUUGGCAAACGACACCAGUGGCCAUUGAACCUUCCAUGUCAUCAAAGGACCUUGCAGCAGCGAGACAUCUGGGACCUGCAGCUCGAAAAGCACUCGAAAAUGCAAUCUCGACCGUCAGUACCAUGUCUAAGGAUAAGGUUGUGCCCAACUUUGGUGACUUGUGCGAUGCUGCCACCCAGCGUGCAAUGGAAGAACUCGAUGAAGUUUCUUCGCCAAUGUUGACCGCUUCCAAAACAGGCAAACAGAUUCGUGAGAACUUGAAGCAUGACAUCGCGGCCGCAAUUGAUGAGUUGUGUCAAGAGCAGUUGGGAAUGUCGCAGGUUGCAUGCUUUGAUGAAUUCAAGCAGGAACUAUCAAAACUUCGAAUUUCUCCCAACUUGGCCUCCGACAUGCAAAACGUUGUGACAAAGUCUGUUGCGAGCUUUGCUUCGAAGACAAAGAACAUGCCCAUUAGCAACGCAAACGCCAAGACAGCCUUCAAGGCUCAACUAAAGGAGUUCUGUGCUGAAAGGCUCGAGGCUGCACAAGCUAGCGGUCAAUUCAAGCCAUUGCCACGAAAGGGUGUGACAAUUGGACUUCAUUGGCUGCUUCCAAAGCCCUUCGGAAACGACUUCCGUCAAGAACCAUGGAUGGUUCAUGCUACAGAUAAUUUGGUCUACGUGCCUCCGGAUAAGAUCACAGAUGUCAAUCCUGAAGAUGUUGCUUCGGGUGACUGGCGCAGUAAGAUUGUCCCAUGUCCCUCUGGCAACGAAAUGUUGUACAUGCAAUAG